Cercopithifilaria johnstoni is the source of this 966-nucleotide messenger RNA. The record is from the annotation of a GenBank genome assembly. Lineage: Eukaryota; Metazoa; Nematoda; Chromadorea; Rhabditida; Onchocercidae.
AUGCCAGUACUCCAGUUACCGGAUCGGACUAUAAAUACGGUUGAAAUGACAUUAAUAUCAUUUAUUACUUUAGUGCGGCACGUGGAGGGUCAUUUGCAGAUGUAUUUAAACUUCAUUAAAACGAUGAUGCUUAUGCUAAUAAUCAUCUCUGAGAAAAACUUAUGGAAAAAUGCGAAAUCACUUGUUGGAAGUUGCAUGGAUAAAAAACAUCUUUCCAUAUUUACCGAUAAUUUUGUAGGUGCAGCAGAAAUUAUCACAGAUUAUGAGCUACCAGUACCAGUAAAACAUUUGAAGAGACAACUUGUUGAAGAAGAAAUGAAAUCAUAUGCUACAAUUUUGCUAACAUCAGCAGUGAUAGUCGCAUUGAUAACAUUCAUUUGUCUGAUUAUUAUGUUACAUAUCUUUAUCUAUAUGAGAUGGGGUAUCACUCGUCAACUUAUUCUUCUCAAUGCUAAGGUAUGUGCGCUCGAGUCACGCCUUGGAACACGUCAACUGCCGGAAGAAUUGCAAAGGAGAUUAUGUGAAGAAAUUGGUAUCACAUUUAAAACUGUCCAAAAUGAACGACAAAAAUUCGCUCAGGAAGUUGCCAAUGAGCUGGUGAAAACAGAAAAUGAAGCUCAAUAUGAAACAAUGUGCGGAAUAGGCGAUGAAAUAUUCACUACCAAAAAACAAGACGAAAAGAAUGUCCCUAAAGCUGCACCAGCUCAAAGUCUGCCUCCCAAAAAGCAAAUCGAAGGAUUAGCGAUUGCAGUAACACAACAAGAUAAGAUUAAAGCACCAAAAAUUGGUGGUAUGGUAGAUUAUGCAGAUCCAAAAUAUCAAACACUUGUUGGAAUGGAUAAUGAAAAAGUUUUCGCUGAAAAAAAAGCACCGACAGUAGGAGGUAUGGCGGAUCACGCGGAUCCGGCUUAUCAAACACUUUUCGGUAUGAAAAAUGCAAAUGUUUUUCAAAGAAAGGGUAAAUAA